AUGCCCGGAUCGAAAGAAGGGUCCCCUCCCUCAGCAGCACCACCACCACCUACCCACACCCCAGGCGCACGGCACCAGCGCACCGCAGCCUUCCGGCGCCCUCCUCUUCUGGACGGCGGUGCCACGCCAGGGAGCCCCAGUCUGGACACGCCCGCUGCGGCCCAGCAUCUGACGGCCUGCCGCCGCCGCUCCACCGCCUGGGCUGGGCGGCUCGCGCUGGCCCAAACAGGAAACCGGCCUGUGACCGUCUGGCGGUUGGAUGCGGUAAGAGAAGCGGCCAUCAUCCGGGCGGGACCUGCAGCGAGAUGCGCGCCCUGCGAAGCACUGCCAAGUGCCAGACUCGUCUAUGUCCGCAGCAGCGCAGCCCUGCCCGCCUCGGUCGGAGGUGGAACACGGCGGACAGGACACGAAUGCGACAUAAUCGGGCGCCCAUUCAUCGGACACUUCAUCGUCCGUCCGUCCGUCGCGCAAAGCCCGCCGUCGUUGCGGGCGUCGACUGACUGCUACCUCGGGGGGUAUCAUCGCCCAACAAUCGGGUGCCCGUCAAUACAGUCCACGUACAUUCACCUCAUUCAUGGGCACACAUGGCACACAAGCGCCCCCCCCCGGCAGUGCACGGAAAUCAAAAUAUCCAGGGAAACUCAAGUCAUGCAGGACCCCCCGCGCAGAGAGGCUUGA
Purpureocillium lilacinum is the source of this 678-nucleotide messenger RNA. The record is from RefSeq and is a predicted model, not a curated record. NCBI's taxonomy places the organism in Eukaryota, Fungi, Ascomycota, Sordariomycetes, Hypocreales, Ophiocordycipitaceae.